GUAACAACCACGGUAGUCUAUCCAAAUGAAAUUACGCCAAUGCUCGAUUCGAUGAGUUUGUCAGCAAAUAAAAUAGAAAAUCAGUCUGCAAAAUAUCAAAAUAUUCCUCCAAGUUGGUUUGAUAAUACGGCGGAUCAAGACAAAGCCGAUGGGAAAAUUCAUACUUCUACGUCAGAAUUUGAGGAAGUCUCACAAAAUCGGACUACCAAUCUACCCGAUGAUUUAUUUCGAGAAACGAUAAUGAAACGACUUCCCGAGGAUAAUUGGAGCUCAACGACGACUGCUGUAUCGAUCGAGCGGAUAUCAGUAGAUGAAGACAAAAAUGCUGUUUCUCAUUUAUUGCCAAAUAUUUUAAAGAUACAACAGCGCAACUCAAGUAAUAGCACUCCAAUAGCUACGAAAUUGAGAAAAGUCGAGACUGAGCCGUCGCGAAAGUACGAAGAUCAGACUGAGGAGCAAGACGACACUGGUACGUGGGAAUUGAUAGAUAAGGCAUUUAAUACAUCGGUGGAGUCUUCGAGGAAUCAGCCAUAUAAGAGAAGCAAUAGAAUUGCUAGUGGGACGAAAAUGAAUAUACGAAAGUCUCGUAAGCACGCAGGCAUCGAACUAGAUGCAGGAAGGCAAUAUCGACGUUUAUUCGGACUGGGACCCAAACAAAGGCUCGACGAAGACAGCAAAUAUCAAGGACUGGACCUUUAGUACCGACUACUGGACUUCCUAAGAUGAUUGAUCCAGCUUAUUUUGGCUCUUAUUUAAUGUUGUUUUCAAGGCAAAGUUGUCACGGGGACAUAAUAAAUUAAUAAUAAGUGGCUUGCAGCGACACGUCGAUUAUGUCAAGAAACGGUGAUGUCACGCCCUUAAGACUAUACGAUUCAUCGUAAUAGGAUUUCAGGAUUAUCGAUUAUAUGAUGAAAGCGCCUCCUGUCUUACUUUCACAGUCCGUAAACGAAUCAGUAUCCGAAUUUACUAUGAAAUAUUGUCGUAAUAGUGAACGAUGUACACAUGCACGAAAAAUUUGCAUUUAGCAUUUUAAGAUGAAAUCACAAUGUGGACUUGCGUAGACAUUC
Ceratosolen solmsi marchali is the source of this 1067-nucleotide messenger RNA. RefSeq lists its product as uncharacterized. Bases 40 to 699 code for a protein of 219 amino acids. Lineage: Eukaryota; Metazoa; Arthropoda; Insecta; Hymenoptera; Agaonidae. The transcript has 3 exons. The record is from RefSeq and is a predicted model, not a curated record.